CAAAAUCGGUAAUUCCUGAGUACUCCUCAAGGAGAUGAACAGCACAGCAGGAUCAGGUGGACUUCUCGACAACAUCGGAGGAUUAGGCUAUGGCAUCGGAAUUUCGAUCGGAAUCCUCCUGCUUAUCACGACCAUCACCCUGGCUUCUUUUUACUGCACCAGGGCAGACCAACCAACAGAACCGGCAAGAAGUCGGUGGACUGCUCAUCAGGUAAUCGAAUCACAAAACUAUGUUGUCGAUGUUGGGCUGGAUGAGGCCACCAUCCUGAGUUAUCCAAAGCUGCUCUACUCCGAGGCUAAGAUCAAGAAGAAAGAUUCCACAGCAACAUGCUGCUCCAUAUGUUUAGCAGAUUACAAGAGUAGCGAUAUGCUCCGGCUGCUGCCUGAUUGUGGGCAUCUCUUCCACCUCAAGUGUGUUGACCCGUGGCUGCGUCUGCACCCCACCUGUCCGGUUUGUAGAACAUCUCCAAUGCCAACACCCCUCUCAACACCUCUGGCCGAGGUGGUUCCACUGGCAAGCAGGAGGGAUUGAUGGCUGGAUUGAGAUCAGGACAUUUGAAAUUUUUAUCUUUUUUUCUGACAUUUGUAUACGCUGUAGAAGUUUCACCUGUCAUUGAAGUUCACACACAUGACGAUACUAUUGCUAUAAUGAAAAUCCAUAUAUUCUUUCU
Messenger RNA from Juglans regia (Persian walnut), 671 nucleotides. Its product is annotated as RING-H2 finger protein ATL70-like. The record is from RefSeq and is a predicted model, not a curated record. Bases 35 to 532 code for a protein of 165 amino acids. NCBI's taxonomy places the organism in Eukaryota, Viridiplantae, Streptophyta, Magnoliopsida, Fagales, Juglandaceae. The transcript has a single exon.